UUGCUGGUCAGCUCAGUUGCCGAAAGAAAGUCCGACGAGUCGUGACCGACCGGGAGCCGCCGCUAGGAAAAUCUCAAUCUCAAUCACCAUCUCAAUCUCAAUCACCAUCUCAAACUCAAACUCAGUUCAAAAACUCCAGCUCCAACUCCAAUUUGGUUUUUGGAUUCGGAGUCGCUGGACCGCCGCCAAUGAAAGUUGUGUGCUGUUGAUGUUCGCUUCGAUUUCGGAAUUUGUUUUUGGAAAAACGCGACUACUGAAUACUGCGUAGAGUUUAAUUCGCGUUUUGUCUACCGCUCAAAAUGUGCAAGUUGUUUUGGCUUUCGGCCUGUUUUCUGGCUGUCUGGCUGCCCUUCGCCCUGAGCGAACAAUCGAAUGCCACAGCAAGUGUCGAGCGGGAGCCCAAGUCGGAGCUGGUGCCCAAGACGGAGCUGGUGCCCACGGCGGAGAAACUGAUCCGGUAUCGACGACAACCGCCCUUUGCCGUGGUCAAGCACUCCAAGUUGCGGCGACGGACCAAGGGUCAUCCGAAGCUCAAGUACGGACCACCACCACCACCACACAUUCGCUACUCGAAGCCCUCGUUUCCAACACAACAUAUCGAGGAGCCCAGCUUCUCGCUCGAUGACUUCCAGCAUCUGAAGUUCGAUGGAGCGGAUUUCAAGAUACCCACUUCGAGUUACGAAGCGCAGUCCAUGGAUCUGGAUUUCUAUAACCACGACACGGAACCCGAUCUCUAUGGGGCGCACAAGUUUCCCAGCCUGGAUUUAGGGUUGGUGACCACCCAUGAACACGUUCCCCACCAGAAGUACGGAUUGCCCCCGCUGCAGCAGAGCUUCCAGCCGGAUCACUCCUUUGCCUCGCACUAUGAGCCACCGCCACCUCCUGCUCCGCCGGCCCAUCCGCCAGCCACUCGCUACGGAGUGCCCACUGCUCCGGCACCCGUUCCCAGCUAUCCGCAUCAGGAUCUGCCAGCUCCCGAUUCGUAUUCCAUUUAUGAGCAGAAGAUCCCCAAUGUGGGCUAUCAUCAGAACUUUGCCGAGCCACCGAAACAGAAGACGACACAUGGUUCCAACUUUGAGAUUGCCUAUUCACCGCCCGCUUUUGAGAUUAGCACAUCCUAUCAGCAAAAUCACCAGCAGAGCUAUGUGCCACCUCAUCCAUCGCCAUCUCAGGAUGGAUUCGCUGAGCCACCGUCUAAUAAUUAUGUGAAGCCUGUCCAGCAUCCUUCAACCAAUAGCUAUGCGCCACCUCAGCAUCCCUCCUCCAGUUAUGAGCAGCCUGUCCAGCAUCCUUCUUCGAGUUAUGAUCAUUCACCUCCACAACAUCCCUCCUCCAGUUAUGACCAGCCUCCUCAACAUCCCUCCUCCAGUUAUAAUCAUCCAGAGCAACAUCCUUCAUCCAGCUAUGAUCAUUCACCUCCACAACAUCCCUCUUCCAGCUAUGAUCAACCUGCUCAGGAUCACUCCAACAGCUAUCAACAUCAGCCACCUUCAUCAACCUACGACCAACCAGCUCAGCAUCCUCCCACAAACUACAUAUCCUCCGAUUCCCAUACCAUACAGAGCUAUCCACAGGAUGACUAUGCUCCACCCUCGCAGGAGUUGCCCUUGAAUCCACACCACAAGUUCCCUAGCUUUGACUUUCCCAAAUCCAGCUACGAAGUGCCCAUCUACGAUCCGGUGCCCUUCGAAGCCUCCACUCGGGAUGAGCAGGAGUCGUAUCCGCCCAUUCUGGCCUCCUCACCCGAUCACAAUGAAAUCGCUUCAGAUGUCCAUGCGGCUGGCAGUUCCAAGCGGCGAAAGAGGAAGCGUAAGCCCAGCGCAGGAAUUGUGCCCGCAAAGCAUACUCUCGAUGUUCCUGAACUCCAGCAGGCCUACGAUGCGGAUGGCCAUUCAGGGCAUUCAGGGGAAUCGAAUGAGAACGCGGAUACGGAUGCGAAUAGCUCACACUUUGUGGAGCGCAAGCAGACCUUCUUUAACUUUGUGACACCCACAACUACGACGACGACAUCGACUACGGCGGCACCUUGGAGUCCCAUGAGGGGCAGGAGCAGCACCACCCGCACGGCCUUCUUACCCACUGUAGUGACCAGUACUCCGGAAACACCCACUACCGGAAGGAGUAGAAAUCGUGGCGCCUCCCGGUAUCGCACUAAUCCACAACCCGUGAAUUCUGAUCAUCCCAUCACCACGAGCGUAAGGAUUGAACAAUCCCACUCACAGAGCUACUACGAUGGCACCAUUGCACCACCCACCCGGCAGCAGUACUCACCCACAACCGGAGUACGUGGCUCGCGACCCACUCGCCCCGGUUAUGUGAGGAAUCAUGGACCAGUGUCGCCGCUGGCCCUGCAGCCAGCGGAUCCCGGCAGAGGAGCACCCACCGCCAAGCGGACCACCAAGGGCGUCUUCGAUACGACGCUGUUCAAGAGCCCCUUGGGCGAUCGCGAAAUGGAGCGGAAUCUCCAUGGGCUGCGUCAGAACUUGCCAAAAAACCACAAACUAUACUGAGUUCUCAACUGAAUUAGCUUAAAGACUUGGUUAACUAGUACUUAGACUUUAGCCUUAGGUUAUUAUUAUUUGUAUUGCAAACUAGGCUAAGAUGUUGAAUAAAUUUAAAUACCUAUUAUA
This is a messenger RNA of Drosophila elegans, 2630 nucleotides long. Its product is annotated as extensin. The record is from RefSeq and is a predicted model, not a curated record. Lineage: Eukaryota; Metazoa; Arthropoda; Insecta; Diptera; Drosophilidae. The transcript has 2 exons. Bases 300 to 2510 code for a protein of 736 amino acids.